This is a messenger RNA of Nicotiana attenuata, 1238 nucleotides long. RefSeq lists its product as uncharacterized. The record is from RefSeq and is a predicted model, not a curated record. Lineage: Eukaryota; Viridiplantae; Streptophyta; Magnoliopsida; Solanales; Solanaceae. The transcript has 2 exons. Bases 391 to 1062 code for a protein of 223 amino acids.
AAUUAUUCCUCAGAAUGCAGUUCAAGUUUUUAAUGAAACUGAACCUAACUUCUGUCCCUAGGAAUUCAGCCUAAGCUUAAAUUCCUUCCCUCUUAUGGGUGGAUAGAACAAGCAAUUCUAAUUCCAGAAAACCUUCUCAUUCUACCUCCUUGAAAAUAAGCUUUCAGCUUUUCUCCUCAUUCUACCUCCCCUCCUCCUUGCAAAUUUUCUGUGCAGAGGAUAGGGUCAGAAUAAUCAAGAUAAUAGAAACAGAAAAACAUAUCUAAAAAAACAACUAAAGCAUGGGCCAUGGAAGUCAAACGAAAAAAGUGAGGAAUGUCUCUAUGUGUUUCAUAGCCAUUUAGCCUUUUGUCUUCAGCUAACAAGGAACAAAUCAGAUAGAAAAAUCAGAUGGAAGAGUUGUACAAUAAGAUAGAGCCACAAAUGCUGCUUAAGAAAACCAUUCAGAAGACCAAGAAUUUCCUCCACAAAACUCCCCGUAAUCUGAAGUCUUUUCUCUUUGGAGGUCACCACAAGCUACCUAAAGCUGCUCGUCACUUCAAUCCAUUUUUCUCCGGUAGCAAACGAAUCUCAAAGUCUAGCAUUCCACAGUUGGAUGAUUUAUACCGGAACUACUAUCAACAAAGGCAUAGGCUUGAUCAUAAUGACAUUCUUGAUAGAAAGAAUGCGGGCAAAAGUACAAAGAAAUCUCAAGGGAUUACUGAAGGAGAACGUAGCGAAAGCCAGAGGAAAAUUGCAGUGCGGUUUGGUAUGAAAGACAUAGAAAGAGAAAAGAGAAAGGAAGAGGAGAAGAAAGGGAGAGAGAUCUUGACACGAAGCACAAGUAAAGGGAGUCUUAGGAUGCUGCAGAAGAUGGAGGAAUUAGAAAUGAUGGAUAGGGAAGACGUGGAUCAUGAGCUAGAUAUAGAAGAAGUGCUCCACUACUACUCUUUGCUAAACAGCCCAGUUUACGUUGACAUUGUUGACAGAUUUUUCUUGGACAUGUACACCGAGUUCUCAAUUCCAAAACCAUCAGGCAGUCUCAACAAUUCAAUGCGAAGACUUGGUCCUCUCAAGCUCUAAAACAAACAAGUAUACCUUUGUGUGUGCCUCUGAGAUUGUGAGUGGUGAUGCAAUUUCCUAUCGUUUACUUGUCUUCCUGUUUGCUAAUUGUUAUUCACUUCAUAUCAAUUAAAAGAUCCAGGAAUGUGUGUUUCUUUACUAUUUUGUUGGUGUAAUAUGAUACAGUAUUCAAAGUA